This is a messenger RNA of Lates calcarifer (barramundi perch), 2656 nucleotides long. It is a transcript of the gene fgf13b, whose product is annotated as fibroblast growth factor 13b. NCBI's taxonomy places the organism in Eukaryota, Metazoa, Chordata, Actinopteri, Centropomidae. The transcript is spliced from 5 exons. Bases 723 to 1478 code for a protein of 251 amino acids. Gene Ontology annotation, molecular function: growth factor activity; fibroblast growth factor receptor binding. The record is from RefSeq and is a predicted model, not a curated record. Gene Ontology annotation, cellular component: cytoplasm. Gene Ontology annotation, biological process: positive regulation of protein phosphorylation; positive regulation of cell population proliferation; regulation of cell migration.
UACACCCAUGCACACCCACCCUCCACCACCCCUCCUCGUUCGUCUUCCUCGGGGCGGGCAGGGCUGCAGCAGUUUUAUGAACGGCACGGGUGCAUCAUGAUCCCUUCGCCACUGAGCCAGCCCGGAGCCGUUUCAUUGACAAACAUUCCGGUUGCUGCAUUUCUGUCACGGACAGCGUCGAGGAGCGGAGCAUCGCCGGGGGAGCGGCGCAGAGCGGCAGAAGCAGAAGAAGAGGGGGAAGCAGCAGCUGCAGUGAUCAUCAACAACAACCGCCGGUGUCGUUCGCACCAGCUCAUAAGCUGUUGAUUCGCCACUUGGACCCUUGGACUUGGCUUCCUCACGCACGCCCUCUUCUUCCCCCGCGCUCUCUCGGGACAGCCAGGAGAAUCACCCUCAGGGGGGGGGGACCAGACAGCUUUUGCCACUCAGACCCCUCGGGGGGGGAGGGAUGUGAGGCGGCGUCGUUAACGCGCACUCACUGGCACAUCAGUGGAUUUGUUUUAACGACUUCCAUGAAGCGCCCGGACGCGCCGAUGGAGGAUUCUGGACGCUUUUUAAAAUCACGGAUAUCUGCGAGACUGCAGCGGCCGGUGUGCGAUGCGAACUGAGCCGUGGGUGGUGUAGACCCCCUCCCCGAGCCCCACACACCCCCCCAUCGCCUUAUCCGCGAACUCUCCCCUCCAACCGGGACGCACAGCCUUGUUUCACUCCACCGGGGGAACAUGUCCCGGGCAGCGGCUAUCGCCAGCUCCCUGAUCCGCCAGAAGCGGCAGGCGAGGGAGCGGGAGAAGGCGAACGCUUGCCGCGGCAGCGGCAGCCCGAGCAACAGCAAAGGCGCAAACGAGAAGCCGAGCAAGCUUAAUGUGUUCUCGCGUGUCAAAUUGUUUGGAUCGAGGAAGAAACGGAAGAGAAGGCGACCUCCAGAGCCCCAGUUAAAGGGCAUUGUGACCAGGCUUUCCAGUCGCCAGGGCUUCCAGCUGCAGAUGCAGCCUGAUGGCACCAUUGAUGGAACCAAGGAUGAAGACAGCACCUACGCUGUGUUCAACCUGAUCCCAGUGGGACUCCGUGUGGUGGCCAUCCAGGGCGUCCAGACCAAACUCUACUUGGCAAUGAACAACGAAGGCUUUCUCUACACCUCUGAACAUUUUACCCCGGAGUGUAAGUUCAAGGAGUCGGUGUUCGAGAACUACUACGUCACGUACUCCUCCAUGCUGUACCGGCAGCAGGCCUCAGGCAGGGCCUGGUACCUGGGACUCAACAAGGAAGGCGGAAUCAUGAAGGGCAACCACGUAAAGAAGAACAAGGCCGCUGCACACUUCAUACCGAAACCGCUCAAAGUGGCCAUGUACAGGGAGCCCUCUCUCCAUGACCUGACUGAACUCUCACGGUCAGGCAGCGGCACGCCGACCAAGAGUCGCAGCGCUUCGGCCCUACUUAACGGCGGAGGGAAGACACCCAGCAACAAUGACUUAUCCUAGCCCCCCGCCCCACACACACACACACACACACACACACACACACAAACACACAAGCACACACACAUACAUGCACACACACGCAGAUCUCAGGCCGACAUGCCCAGACAUCAAGAUGACGAGGGGGUAGGAAGAGACGAUGCGAAAAUGAAGGAGGACAGGAAUGUGUUCUUCCACUUUACGGAGCCCACUGUGACUGACUGUGAUGUAAAUAAAUCAAGGACAAUCAAUCCUGGACCUGUGAAUCUCUUCCCUUGACUACUCUUCCUACUAUAUCAUACCCAGAUAGAACAAGGGAGGGAGAGAAAGAAAGGAGGGAUAGUGAGCGUCAGUCAGUCACACAGUCCUAUCAACAGACUGUUACAGACAACCAAAGAGUCCAAGUAUUAACUAGCUAAGUUAUUGCUAUGAAAAGGGGAGUGGCAAGAAAGUUACAGAGCGACAAAGGAGGAAAGAAAGUCUUUAUCUAUUCUACCGUAUGCUAUGUUUACACAGAGCUCAUGGGGUUAAGUCAUAUUUUUAAAAAUGACGAACGUAUUCCUUGUACACUUAUGAGGACUGAUCAUUUGUUUGCAUGCAGGUGCGCCUGUGUGUGCGUGUGUGUGUGAGUGGUCAAGUACAUGCUGUGCUUGCAGUAGGAGUGUUGUGUGUGUGGGCAAGUGAGAGUGAGUGUGUGCGCACGCAUGUGUCUGGGGAGGGGGGGGAUUUUAACUUUUUAAGAUCUGUUGUAUAUCAGACAAACCUCCUGAGGGCUUUAGCAGGUUAAAAUAAGGUUUACUGUAUAUGCUUCCAUGCUUACUUCUUACAAGCAAUGCUGUUGUUUAUCUUUCCGUUUGUUGUUGUUGUCCCUUGCUGUUUGUUUGUUUGUUUGUUGUUGCAUGGAAGCUUGUGGACCUCUGCUCAGUAGCAGCAUGCUGAAGGUCCUUUUUCUGGUCUGUAUGUGUUCCUGACCAAAAGAGAACACUAGUGAGCCAAUAGUGUCAUACCACAACACUAGUGAACCAAUGUGAGGGUGUUAGAACACUACUGGACCAAUAGUAUUGCACCAGAACAUGAGUGGACCAAUGGUGUUGGACCAGAACUUUGGUGAACCAAUGGGAGCACAGAUUAACUUAAUAUUUUGGUUCCUGCUGUGGACAAACUAGAAAUGCACUAAAUAAACUCUUUCUAAAGAAGUCAAA